Molecule: messenger RNA, 3081 nt
Organism: Adineta ricciae
Lineage: Eukaryota; Metazoa; Rotifera; Eurotatoria; Adinetida; Adinetidae
Source: the annotation of a GenBank genome assembly
AUGACGACAGCAAAAGUCAAGCCUUUACCAAAUGUUAUUCUACCUCCAAAAUUAAUCAAAACAAAUCCUUUUGUAAAUGAUAAGACGCCUGUUGAAUCCAACGUUCUCGCAUUUGUUAGCAACGGUCUAGAAUUUCAUGUUGAUGUUGUGCAAAAACUAUGUCCAGCAGCCAUCUCAUUUGCUCAUUACAAUAGCCGAUCCUUGUAUGUUCCGUCGGCAGAUGUUGUUCAUUCGCCACGACCACCACGUCGUCUACAACCGCUUCCAAUAGGUUUACCACAAGAACGAUGGAAACAUGCUCGUCGAGUUCUAAAGCAAAAACCACUAGCGAUCGAGCCGGCAAAGUUUCAACCACAACAAUCGUUAUUUUAUAUGACGGAGAUUAAUGAAGAGGACGAACCAAUCGAGCAUCCCAAACCGUCAAAGAAGUUCAAUAUUGUUCUAUCAUCGAUCAGGUCUGAUCUAAGUGAAGAUGUUGAUGAAAAUUUGUUGAGUGUACGACCGGGCCAUGAUGCGAUUGAAAGACAAGCACGAAUGAUAGCCGAUAGAGACUUUGCACAAAUGGAACGAAACUGGGAUGAAUACAUGUUUGAACAUAUGGAUGAAAGUACAGCAACAUUUAUCAUUCUCCGAAAUGUACACGAUGAAGAGCGCCGAGCACGAUUGAUUGAAUAUUUAAAAAGAACCUAUCAUAUUAUGAAAUUGCCGAACCCAUUAGAAAUUGAGCUAAUUCCAACAAAUGAAGAUGAAGAUGCUAAAUUCAAACAACGUUAUUUGAAUAGAUCAAAAACUCCAAAAAUCGGAAAAGAAGGCACUAGAUCUAAAGGAAAUAUAUCAUCACAUAAAUCACCACGAGAUGUUGAAACGACGAAAGAUAAUAUGUCCUCGGAUAUUCGUCCAACUCAACAAAUAGUCACGGGAAAUUCAUUUAUCCGCCCCGAACCAACAUUUUAUGAUGUCAUGUCAGACAAAAUAUCCGACACAGUGUAUCGAACUGAUCAUCCGUAUGAACAAGCUAUGAUUCUCGGAAAUGAUCAGCAUAGACAAACGGAUGAACCCGGUGUCAUCGUUCUCUCGGAUAAAGUCCAAUUUGAUAAAGUCCUCCAGAAACAACUUCCCCCUGAUCCAGAAGCCAUUUCCUCAACGCUUGAUAUUCCGUCGUCGGCUACAUUCGAUCGACCAAUACCAUCACGAGGUCUACGCCGCUGGAAAACUUUGCCGGCCAUCAAAGAUACGACUCCAUACCUUUCAAUGUACACCUCAGAUGAUACAGCCAAUAGAACAGAUGCUAUCCAAGCAUUCUUUGAUCAGCAUAUUCCUCGACCACCCGAUGUCAAUGAUUUACUUCUUUCAUGGCUUCUUCCAUCGGCAACGAGUGAUUCUCGUGGACAUCAUAGCUUAAAACUAAAUACUACGAUCAGUCGAAUUAUUGAAGAAUGGCGGCGAAAAUGGCAAGUAAAUCAACGAUGGCUUGAUGCUGACAUCGAUGAAUUGUACCGUAAUUUACAUGACAGUCAUCCACAUAUUCAAUUUACAGCAUUGGUUAUCUGUAGUCGAGCAUCACAAUAUCUAACAAAGAAAGACAUUGAAAGUGGUGUAAAAGUUCGUGUUCUACCAGACAAACUUCUUCGUUCAAUUGAAGCUCUGCUUGAUGAUCCACAAGAACGUAUUCGAACAGCUGCUGCAAUCACGUUGACUACUGUUCGACGUUUUUCUCCUAAAGUGGAAAACAUUCUUCGUUCGUGCAUUUCUCAUGGUCAUCCGGAUGAUAAGUUGACUGCAGCACAAUGCUUAGCGAGUGUGAAUCUAACAACAUCAGAUAUCAUACAUGAACUAUUGACGAACUAUUUCGAUGCUAAACAUGAUGCAACACGUGAACCACUAGUUUUCUCUCUAGCAAAACUAAGUCAAGGAACGAAUCUCGUGCACAGUUUAACUGGUGAAUAUCUAAAUUCUGCUGAUGCCAAUGAGCGAAUCAUUGCUUGUAAACUAUUUCCAUUACUCAAAUCUCAUCCAAACAAAGACAUUACACAAAAACUAAUUUAUCUGAUGUGGGAAGAUCUGAACAGUAAUGUUCGUCGGGCAGCUGGUCAAGCUUUGGGUAAAUGCGGUUGUGGACAGGCUGUACAUGAAGAACUUGUAACACGUUUACAAAGUUCGUAUUGGCAAGAUCGUGUCGAAGCAUUGAAGCUUAUAAGUUACCUUGGUGUUUUGACAGCCAAAUUGAUGCACCCGUAUAUGAAAUGUUUCAAAGAUGAUCGAGUCACUGUACGGAUUCGUGCGUGUCGUACAACAUACAAAUUACAAAUGAGAGACGAAGCAAUUCGAGAUUUACUCGUCGAACUUAUUGAAUACGAUCCGAUUGACAAAGUUCGAUACGCUGCAGUCGAAGCACUCGGUUUAUAUGGAUUAACGAAUGAUAAAUGUCGAAAUGUUCUUCUGUGGAGUGUUCGAUAUGAUAAAAGUCCUUUGGUGCGAUCAGCAGCACCGAGUGCUCUUGUUUUAUUAGAAAAAGUUCAUGAAGAUAUUAUCGAUACAUUGCAAAGUCGAUAUUUAGUAGAAAAACAACAAGUAGUUAUUCAAUCGUUGAAAGAGGCCUUAGAAGCAUAUCAUUGUAAUUUAAGUCAAGAUGUUCCGAUUGUACAAGAAAUUCGAAAUGAAGUUCGCAAAUUAAAUACAAAAGCAAUCAUAUGGGAGAAGAUUAUGACUUUAGAAAGAGAUUUACGUUAUUCAUCUGAUUUAGAACGAAUAAUCGCGCCAAUGUUAGACAAACCAUCAACUCCAAUAGUAACUGAAAACGACAUUCAGUCUAGUACAAGUUUAACGAAUUAUAUUCAAAAUGUGGCGGAUAAUAAUUCCAUACCCGAAGUUUGGACACCAGAAUUAUGGCAUCCGGACAGUAAAACUGGUAAGAUUCGACGACAUCGACUUGCAAGCGAAAAGAAUCUAUCGGAUGGAUCAACGACAACGAUUACAACAGCAUUGGAACAACCAAGUUAUAGUCUUCCAUCUAGUAGUUUUAUACCUGUCUCUGAAACGGAUAUCGGCACUGAGGAAAAUAUUCCUGAUACUGAUUUUUAA